This is a messenger RNA of Amphiprion ocellaris (clown anemonefish), 15875 nucleotides long. It is a transcript of the gene tmem74b, whose product is annotated as transmembrane protein 74B. Lineage: Eukaryota; Metazoa; Chordata; Actinopteri; Pomacentridae. The coding region runs from base 242 to 1111 and encodes 289 amino acids. The record is from RefSeq and is a predicted model, not a curated record. The transcript has 4 exons.
CUCUCUCUCCCCCUCUCUCUCCCCCUCUCUCUCCCCCUCUCUCCAUCCUCCUCACUCAUCCUCCAGCAGCAUCCAUCUCUCCGGGCGUCCACGGCGUCUGAUUCCCGGCCGGUGGCGGCUCCAGCUCCAGGAUGUGACAGCAGCGCUUCCAGUGAUGACAGGAGGAAAGCAAUGGGAAUAAAUAACCACCAAGGGAGGAUAAAGCAGAGCUGAGGGCUGGUGAAGACAUGAGCACAUUUUGAUGGAUUCCUCUUUCAACGCCGUGGAGCUCCGGGAGUUACGGGGUGGAGGAGGCCGACGAGGCCCGUCUCCAUCGCUGACCUCCUGGACCGCGGCCACAGUGGGCAGCACCGCCCGGGGCUUCGAGAACGCCUCCUACCUGCAGGACGAGGAGCAGAACCAGCAGCAGCAGGAGGCGACCACAUCGGCCAGUUAUCCACCUCCAGCAUCAGGCAGCAGCAAGCAGCAGCAGCAGCAGCAGCAGCAGCAGCAGCAUCAGCAUCAGGAGGCGUCUCCUCAGUCCUAUGACGAUGAGGAGGCCACUGCUGCAGCUGGAGGUCCAGAGGACGGUCAGGACUUGACUGAGUUCAGCCCGGCUGACGACCACACAGCAGACUACGGCUUCAUCCUGGCUCUGGUGUUCCUGGUGAGCGGCAUCGUGCUGGUGGUCAUCGCCUACACCAUCCCCCGGGAGGCUAAAGUGGACCCAGACUCGGUGUCGGCGCGGCAGAUGGAGAAGCUGGAGAUGUACUACGCCCAGCUGGGCUCCCACCUGGACAAGUGCAUCAUUGCGGGUCUGGGCCUGCUGACGCUGGGGGGGAUGUUCCUGUCGGUGCUGCUCAUGGUGUCCAUCUGCCGGGGAGAGAUGUACCGGCGGAGGGCGGCCUUCGUUCGGCCCAAAAGGACUUACGGCUCCAUCAACCUGAGGAUGAAGCAGCUGGCGACCGGGGAGGCGGGAGGAGGCGACGGCGGGGACGGAGGGGAGGAAUUUUUGGUUGCAGAGACUCGGAAUAACGUCCAGCCUGAACCGAGCCGGGACUCCAAACUAGAAACAGGACCGAGCAGACAUCCAGCUCCUCCUGCUGCUUCAGCUGGACGAGGACUCAACUAAUCCUGCGGUUUGUUCACUCUGCAGACGUGUUGCCUUCCUGUGCCCCGUUGCAUUAUGGGGAUGCACAGCAGUGCAGGUGCCGACUGGAGAAGCACAACCUGAGCACAAGGCUUUCCGCUGGAGCUUUACGCCGGCGUUUGGGAUGAACUGAGUUAAAGGAUAUUUAUUCUAACUGAUCACGAGGGAUGUACUACUUCACAGAAGAGGGCUUUGCUGCGGUAGAAGAGUGAGGUAAGGCUGUGGCUGCCUGGAAAAGAGCACAUGUGGAGACGAACAGUUCCAUAUCAAAGAUUAGAGUUUCAAUAUUAAAUCCCAGUAUGUUAAUCAGAGACUUGAUUUCACAAUAAAAGCACAUAAUAAAGAAAAGCACUGCAGAGAGCAACAUUAUUGUGAAGAUAUUCCACAUUAGCCAUAUUUUUAACACUUUAAAUUUUGGCUUGCAGCUGUGAAUAGCACUUGUGAAAUCUGAAAGACAGUUCAGCCGUUGGAUAGCAGCGUCAUUCCAGACGUCUUAAAGAAGUGGCACGGACAGCGUGAUGCUAGCACAAAGUAAACACAGGCAACGUUCUGGGAACUCACUCACCACUAGCAAUAAAUGGACAAUAAAAGUGUAAAUAUUCACAAAGCAAAGGCAAAAAAAAUCUCAGUUUAAACUUGCAUUAAGCAACAUGUUUUCACUAAUUAAAAGGAUCAUUUGACUGCUUUCAGCUCAUUGUUUUGGUUCUCUGACAGCACAGUUGAGCUUCACGUGAGGCAGUAGAUUAGAGCUGGAUGGGUUCUGAUUCAUCCUCAACAUUUUCAUCAUAUUAUCGUCACUUUAAGUUCAUUAUGUGUCACUUUGGAUCAUUUUAUACUUAAAACAACAGGUGUUUGUAGCCAUAAAACAUAUGCAAAUCCAACAUUUUCUAUCUUCAACUCUGUUUUUGUCUCUUUAGCUACUAAAUGCUGCUCUGUGUUCACCAGCUCGUCUCUAACUAUCUGUCUGCUGUGGAGCAGGUAGCGAUCAGAGGCUUUUUACAGCUUUAUUCUCUUCAAACAUCUGCCUCCAGCACUCACAGAGCAGCAUUAUGAUUCAUAUUGAGUCAUGGUUGUGUGCAUCUGAUGGAUUUAUCAUCCAGUAUCCAGUUUUUGAGAGAUAUGCGGCUUUUCAGCUGCUAAAUGCUCCAUGUUAACCAGCUCAUCUCUAACGGAGUCUGUCUGCUGUUUGUUGCUGCUGUAUCAGCGCAGAGAGCAAACCAAAACACUACAGUUAGAGUAAACAAUGAACUGGCUCUCUGUAAAGUCAAGAUUCAUCUUCAAAAGGAUGUUCAUUUGUUAUUAUUGUAAGAUCACAAUUAUAGUCACUUGUAAUUCAAAUAUUCAGAUUUGUUUUGAACAAGACUGCAGAUAAUAUUGAGACCUUAAUAUAAAAAUCACAGAUGAAGUGGCCCUUUAAAGCAACAACAGAUAUAUUAGCCCAUAUAAAAUGUUUUUAUGGUUUUGUCAGUCAUAGGAAAACAGCUCCAUAGUGUUAGCAGAUGUCAGAAACUCCACAGGGAACCUUUAAACUAUAAAAUAUUAAUACUUAUAUUGCCAAUCAAUCUGUCUGUGACUGCAGUUGAGCUACACAAAAGCAAAGACAAGUGAAAAGAUAAAAUAGCAGCCAGUCUCCCCAUGGAAUGAGAAGUUUACUGAGAGAAUCUUAAAUGUCUUCAUGUGGAAGAUAAUUGCUUAAUGCAGCUUUAAACACUUAGCCGGUCGUCAAUAAGAUGCAGUGAGAGGCAGGAGGUGACGAUCAAAGGCGAGACUGAGAGGUGCAGAAGUGAAAUGAGUCACCGUUUACUGUAACUGCAGCAGCCAGAAUCGGUUUGUUGUUGGCUAACAGUGUGUGGUUCUCAGACAACUGGAGGAGACGUGUAGCUCUGCCUGGAAACUCCUCCUCAGUUUCUCACAUAUUUAACGUCUUCUCUGCUGCGGCUGAAGGCCAAAAACACAAAAACAGAUUUAAACACACGAAACAUGGCGAGCAAAUAUUCUAACACGUCCAGUGUCUCAUAAUGCUGCAUCACCCAGAAGUGUUGCCUCGUGUUUACUGAUCAGCAUUUCUGCUAACAUCUCCGCAGAAUCACAGUCGAUCUUCUGUCAGCAGCUGCUGUUCCCAAACUUGAAAUUACAUUUGAAUGGUCAUAUUUAUGUGACGUUUUAAGGUGGAGUAUCAAACUUUCCUGUGCUACGUACUAGUGGCUGCUGCUGCUGCUGCUGCUAUAAAAAGAAACUCCAGCUUUAUAAAUGAAAUUUUGCAGAUCAAGCUUUUAUUAUAGUCAGUGGUGGGGGAAGUUCACAUUACUGAUACCACAGAAAUAGAAAUAUUUAUUACAAGUAUGGAUUCCUGCAUUGAAAAUUUCACCUAAAUGUUACACAAAAUGACCCUUGUGACUGAUAGGCAACAUAUCAUUGUAAUUGCAGCUCGCUGGUUGUUGUUUUUUUUUUUUGGUUUGUAAUAAUUCAAGAAAUACUUCAUUGUCACCAGAGCCUAGAGUGGCACCUUCACCAUAAUUUAUUUUUAAAAGAUUUAUUAUUCAAGAAAAGUGAAUAUACACGUUUGAGAAUGGAGUUGGAGUGAUGAAAUCUAGGGGCAUUUUUCUAUUAAAAAUAACUUCUGCUGCUGCUCAUUUGAGCUCUACUAGUUUCAUUUAGGGCUGCAGUGAUGAUUGUUUUCAUUGUGGACUAAUCUGUGGAUUAUUUUUUUAAACAAUCAAUUAGUUAAUUACUCUGUGAAAUGUUAGAAAGUGGUUUACACCCUCCACUGUCUUGUUUUGUUUACAACUAGGCCUGGGCGAUAUGGCCUAAAAAAAAAUCUCCGAUUUUUUCACAAAAAAUCCAGAUUCACGAUUUAUCCGAUUUUUUUUUUUUUUUUUUACCCCCUACCUAACCUCUGCAGGCUGGAGUCCAGUCUACUUAAUGCAAAUGAGCUGCAGCCCUCUCCAGGUAAACACACCUGAUCACAGCUGGAAAUACGCCGCAUGUGGCAUGCUGGUCCGGCUGUGGUGCGUUUCCAGCUGUGAUCCGGUGUGUUUACCUGGAGAGGGCUGCAGCUCAUUUGCAUAAAGUAGACUGACUUCUACUUUAUGCAAAUUCAGUGAGGCGUGCGGAGAUUCCACGCAUUGUGAAAUGCAUCACUGUAACCAUGACAACAAGUGAACGCUACAUCAGCGGCCUGCUGAUGAUCACAUGACUGUGAUCCUACUACAAAUCCACCACUGAGGACUUAUCAGGACUUAUCAGGACUUAUCAGGACUUAUCCAUCAGAGAUGAUCCAAGGAACAACUGAUUAAAUUGUGGGGGUGUUUCUGAGUCCCAUCAAUUCCUGCCACCCGCUACAUGUUUAGGUCAUGUGAUUCAGUAUCCGUACAUAACGUACACAUGCAGAACACACGCCUGUGCUCAGUGCAACGUCAUUUUGUUUGUGAGUACAUCUAUAUUAAAUGGACACAUUCUAUGGUGGCUUGAUUUCUGAUCAUCAAUAACUAAUAAGCAAAAAGCUGUAUUUACAAAGAAAAAUAAAAAUGCUGCAUUUCUGACAAUGCCAUAUGGGGGAAUGAACAGCCUUGGAGGAGGACUGCGCUCUCUGAGUGCUUUUCUUGUUUCCAAAGCCUUUAAGGGUUUUAUUCACCAAAAGUUUAAUUUAAAAAGCACCUCCAGCUGUUAGAUAAACAUAGUGCAGUGAAAAGUCGAAUAAUUUCUACUGAACUGACUUCAGAUAAACGUCUAAAGUACAGUACUUGAGUAAAUGCACUUAAGUACAUUCCACCACUGAUUAUAAUGAGCUGGGCCUGAAUGGGAACUCAGCAAACUGACUUUUAAAGCAUUACGGAGACAUGUGUGUGUUUUCUCUGUCUACAAGGAGUUGGUUUUGAGUGGAAUAAAUCUUUCAUGACACAGCGCCUACUUAUUUGUAUUAUAACCUGAUGUAAUUUAUGUCAUGUAAGGAUACAAUAUGCCUUAAUGAGUAAACACACACAUUGUAAAUUGUAUAUAUAUUAUGCUAAUGUAUUAUAGUCUGUAUAGUUAACCAGUUAGCCAAGGGUAAUGUAGCCACACACACACACAUAUACAGACAAACACACACUUUAAGUCCAGCUCACUGUUACAUUUAUACUCAUCCUGAGCUGUUUGCUGUGACACAGUACAGAAACAUUAUAAAUAUCACAAGAAGACGUCUCGGAUGUAGAGGAGCAGCAGAAGCUAAAGCUCAAAAACCAAAUACGCAACACAGGUAUACAAAAGGGGAAAAACCUCGUCAAAGCUGGACCAGUUUGUUCCUGUUAUCAGAUUACUGACUGCAGCAGGAACAGAAAACGGAGAAAUUGUGAUUUAAUGAACAUACAGGUAAAUUAAAUCACAAAGAAAUACACUAAAUGGUUUGUAGAUAUUAGGGCUGAUUGAUUAUUAUAGUGACUAUUUCCCUGAUUAAUUGACUGUUUGAUCCAUAAAAUGUCCAAAAUAACCUGAUUUAAAUUAUCAAAUAGAUUAUCAUAACUUUUGCACCUGGAAACAGUGAAUUUGGGGUCUUUUUUGGUUAAAAACAUGACAUUACUGACAAUAAAACAAGUGUUUAUAAUGAAAAUAGUUGUCAGUUUUAGUCAGUUUUAACUCCAGAGUAGUCUACUAAUUAUUUCAGCAGUUACCCAUUUAAUGUCUCAUAAAUGCUAAAACAACAUUAUAAGAGCCAUAAUCCUCAAAAUAUUCAGUUUAACAUCCAGUUUGACAAAGAGAAGCAUCAUAAUGUCACAUGUUGGAAGCUGGAACAAGCAAACAUGAUAAACCAAUUAUCAUCAAUUCAUUUUCCAGCUGUUCAUGAAGUAGUUGAUGCUUAAAAGGAAAACUAGAACAUCAGGUUUCCCCCAAGAUUCACUUCAAUUUCACAUGCACAGCAUAUACAGUCACCAGCCACCUUAUUAGGAAAAUGAAUGCAACAUUUUGCAUUAAUCGACAUUUUUAGUUUUUGUUGAUCGUGUCAGUGUUGCAGGUGUAAUAAAGGCUUGUUCACUAAACAUUAUUAAACGGAGUAAUCUUUUAUUUUUAAAUAUCUGCAACCAAUAUUAUUAACCGCUUUAUGAAAGUAAAACACAGUAGCAGAGUUGUUAUAAAGGUGUGUCUAAUAAAGUGGCUGGUUAGUGUAUAUAAUAAUGAUAAUAUUAUUAUUAAUGAUAAAAGUUGUUCAUUAAAAAGAAAAAAAAGAUCUGAUGAGGUUCAGAGAUGCUCCACACUGGUCAGUUUAAUCUCUGCUGCAUGCAGCAGGUUAGCGCUGUGAUUUACAUCUUGUUCUUUUACUGGACAGUUCCAUCACCUGACAGUCCAUCCCUGCUGAAGUGUCUUCAAGUAUAUCUGCAUUCAUGUCAGCUUAAUCCGCUGAACCUCAAGCAGUUUAUGGGGUAUUCUUUUACUUACUGUGGGUUCAUUUUUGAAAAUAAAUUCCGGCGCCUCUAUUUAAAUAGCACAAAAAUGGCCAGAAGGAAACCGAACUCAGAAAUGUCUUCUAUGCAGCUUAACAAACUUUUGACAUAUAUCCAAAAAAAGAUUUCUUUGUUUUUACAGAAAUUGGAAAAACCUGCAAUCAACAUGUACACCACAGGUGUUCCCAUAAUGGAAAACUCAGAUGUUUUAACAUUUACACAGCCUGCAGUUCAGCUGAAAAGUCCCUGAAUUUUUCUCAUGUGACUGUUGGUUGCAGCUGAAUCACUAAAAGCUUCACAGAAAUUAAUUUUUUUUUCACAAAAUCUGGUUUAGAGCAAACUUUUACCUUUGGCAAUUUUAAAGUGAAACACUUAGAAUGAAGCAAUUUUGAUGAAAAAAAAUCACUAUUUUAAGCCCAGAUGUGGUUUAUUUUCCUGACCAAAGUGAAAGUCAAACAUGAUUUAUUUAUUUAUUAAUCUUUCUGUUUUUACAGUUUCUGGCUCUAAGAAACUGUGUAAUGUUGGUGACUUUUAAACAUAAGCUGCUGUAUCACCAUUCAGACAGAAUUAGAAGCACCAGUUCUUGGUUCAGGCUCUCAUUCAGACGGAUGUGCACUGAGCAGUGUCGGAGCAGCCAGAAGUAAAGAGUGCAAAGCUCUGCAACUAGAAAGAAGCACAGCAGAGUGUUUUCUGUGAGGGAGAAGUGGAGUGAGUGACGGAGGGAGAAGCAGUGGGCGAGCGGUGGGAUGCAGCUGGAUGACGUGAGGUGAUUCUUGAAGAGGUGGAUUCUCAGCACGAAGCUAAAUCCUCUCAAUGACACAUUCAGGUUUCCACACUCACCUCGGGAAAGAAAAGAUGAGAAUAAACAGACAGACACGAGUCAGAUUAAGCCUGAAAGAGCAGCUGAUUGUUGUUGGGAGACAGAGAGGAGGAGGCUGUCAUUAGAGGAGAGAAACAGCAGCUGCAGAAACACAACGUGAUGCAGGGAAGGAUUACUGCUGCUGCUGGGCUCUGGAGGUCUGACAGGUUUUAUUAGAGUUACAUGGCUGGAUAGAUGCAGCGAGGAGCAGACCCAGAGACCGGGGACUGCUUUUGUGGAAAAAAACCUCCACUGAUUUAACACAUCAAAGCCCCGUUCAGACAGGAUUAAUUCUCCGGGGAGGCGGGGGUUGAACAUUACCUGCCCCACUGAGUAAUUAAACAAAUGACCUCCUGUUUUUCUGUGAACUCGAUGCUCCUCCUGCAAUUUAAAUCCCAUAUUUUAAAUUGAAUUCUUGAUAUUUUUUCUUUCCUUCUUUUGAAUUUUGUCUGCUCUGUGAGGAAGUCAGAAAUGUUUCUACCAUUCUGCAUUUAUGUGCACAUCUGUUUAAAGCUGCAGCUGUUAGAAGUGAAGCUAGUCUACUCACUUUAGCUUCAUCUAUAAAACCACUGUAGUUGUAUUUAAAAUCUGAAAACCUAAUUUAUUUCUCAUCAUGACAUUGAUUCAGAAUCAAAAACAUUGAAAAAGUACAUCAAAUACAUGAUUAUGAGUGAGUUGAAAUAUGAAGAAAAAAGGGUCAUUUUGAAAAGUCCCGUCUUCGAGCACAUUAACAACACAACUGAUACUGUAGCAGUCAACUAGUGAUAUGUAUCUCAGAAAGUAUUUGAUAUAAUAAGCGAAAAAUCUAACAUAUACCGUUUUAAAUAUCUAUAUUUUGUAAUAAAAGCAAGUUUUAAGUAAAUCACAGAUGGUCAGAUUAUUCAAAUUUGGUCAGGUAAACAUACUUAUCAUAUAUUAUAUAAUCGCUGUAAGUCUGAAAAUGUAUUUACACCUUUCAAACAAAAAGAGAACGAAUUCUUUACCUGAGAAACACAUUAGAGCAACACAUACUACUGUUCAAAAGUUUGGGGUCACUCAGACAAUUCCAUGUUUUCCAGUAAAACUCCCACUUUUCUCCAUGUGCUAACAUAACUGCACAAGGGUUUUCUAAUCAUCAAUGAGCCUUUCAACACCAUUAGCUAACACAAUGUAGCAUUAGAACACAGCAGUGAUGGUUGCUGGAAAUGUUCCUCUGUACCUCUAUGGAGAUAUUCCAUUAAAAAUCAGCUGUUUCCAGCUACAAUAGUCAUUUACCACAUUAACAAUGUCUACACUGGAUUUAUCAUUCAUUUACUGUUAUAUUCACUGAAAAAACUGCUUUUCUUUCAAAAAUAAGGACAUUUCUAAGUGAGCCCAAACUUUUGAACAGUGGUGUAUUUGCAGUUAAAAGGCCAGUUAUUUACACUUAAAGAGCAUCUUCAGCUUCAACAUGUGAUUCUCUGCAGGGUUAAAAUAUUAAAAAUGAGAGAAUCUGUUAAUGGAAAAUACAUAGAAACACAUUUGUACAAUAUGUUGUAUUGGAGAUAGUUUUAUCUGAAGUAACACCGAGAUUUUCAAUCAAAUACAGAGAAGAUAAAUAAAUACAAAUAAAAACAAUAUCUGCAUGUUAAAUUAACAGGAAACACUGUUAGCAGCUUUUAAAGGGACUCUUUUUCAGUAAAGGAUAAACCUAAGUCAGAAUAUUCAGUGUCUAUGGAUUAACUGAGCUUUUAAACUAAAGCUUCAGUGAUGAUAUUUCAAGAAUCACAUCUUUUUUUCAAGCUACUUGGCACUGCAGAAUAAACAACUUUAACUGACCGAAGUUGUCUGUCUGCUAUCUCAAAAAAUAAACACGCCUGACAGUUGCUGUCGUAUCUGUUGACAUUCAGGGCACCUUUAUUUGUUUCCAUCAGAAAGAUGGAGGUGAAGCUUGUGAAUGUGCAGAUGAAUCAGUCAUUUCAGAAGAUAAACUGAUUAAAAGAGUGAAUAUUUUCCCAGUCUUUCCUGAAAUGACUGAUACAUUUAUAACGCGCCCUCCUGCCCCAACAGCUUUACUCCAGCGGUGCAGUUAAACACAUGAGUAGAUAUUCACUAGAAGUCAGAGCAGAAAGACGACGUGCUGUAAAGAAAGAAAAACUGAGUUUCAGCUCCUCUGUGACGUGUCUGAAUGUCAAGACCAAACACGAGCACCUUGGCCAAAGACACAAGAGAAAAUCAAUCUUUAUUCUGUCAGCCACACGAUGACUCCGUUACCAUAGAAAUAGUCUAUUUAUAUCGAGGACUGUUGGGGGAGCAGUUCUCAGAUGUCAUGGAAAGUCCUUGUGAGGACGCAACAGCAAAGACAAAGUCUUAAACCCUCUGGUUGUCCUUGCAGACAAGGAGACGAACAGUUGGCAUGAGUGCCAGUAAAUACCACGUUUUUAAUAAAAAAAAUAAUGAAGAUGUAAAUGUUUUAAUUAAUUCACUUCAGGUCAAAAGUGGCUACCAAGUCAGAGCGUUUAAAGCAGACAAAUAACUCCGCUGGGCUAAAGACUAAACCAUCAGCAGCUAGAGUUUCCUAAAUCCAACACAACCACGAAGCCUUUAGUGAGUCAGCAGCAACAAGUCACAUGACAAAAAUCCAGAGCUUCUCAGCUGAACUGCAGGCAGUGUUUACACAGACCAGAUGGAAGACAAGGAUGGAGACAAAUUAAACAUCCAUCCAUCCAUCCAUCAUUUAUACACGCUUCAUCCUCAUCAGGGUCAUGGGGGGCUGGAGUCUGUCCCAGCUGACUGAGGGUGAAGGCAGGAGACACCUGGACAGGUAACAGUCUAUCACAGGUUCACCUGGACAGGUAACAGUCUAUCACAGGUUCACCUGGACAGGUAACAGUCUAUCACAGGUUCACCUGGACAGGUAACAGUCUAUCACAGGUUCACCUGGACAGGUAACAGUCUAUCACAGGUUCACCUGGACAGGUAACAGUCUAUCACAGGUUCACCUGGACAGGUAACAGUCUAUCACAGGUUCACCUGGACAGGUAACAGUCUAUCACAGGUUCACCUGGACAGGUAACAGUCUAUCACAGGUUCACCUGGACAGGUAACAGUCUAUCACAGGGCUACACAUAGACACAAACAAUCACACUCACAUUCACACCUACAGACAAUUUAGAAUCACCAGUUAACCUCAGCAUGUUUGUGGACUGAGGGAGGAAGCUGGAGAACCUGGAGAAAACCCACACAUGUACAGGAGAACAUGGAGACUCCAUGCAGGAAGAUCCCAAGAAGGCUGGGACACGAACCGGGGAUCUUCUAGCUGCAAGGCGACGAUGCUAACCACUGAGCCACUGUGCAGCCCCAAAUUAAACAUGUAAUUAGUAAAAUAUCUACAGUUUGUAGAGCCACCACUUUAGUACACUUUAAGCUUCAUAUUUUCAUCCUAUUUUUAAAAGUCAUUCACAUAAGUUGAAGUUGAACUUUGUCAUUAGUUAAAAAAACAACUAUUAGUUUUCUUCUUGUAUCGCUGAUUCUCAGAAUCUAUCCUGUUGACUUUGCUAAUAAUGUCCAUAAAAGAAAGUUUGGUUUUGGGGAAACAAAUAGUGAAAGUGUGUGAUGUGUGCCACUAAGGCUCUGCCAAGGCCAGGGGUAAAUCAGAUAAAGAUAAAAUACAUUUCCUCAAUUAUUUUUAUACACAACAACAUAUUUAAAUGUAUAAACAGUAAGAUUGGCUGCUAACUACAUGUACUACAUCUCAGCAAUGGAAACACAAAGUUGUACACAAUUCAAGAGUUUUUUUUCAUUCAUCUCACUAUUUUUCAGUUUUUAAGAUUUAUGACGUUAUAGCGUGAACAAAAUACAUUUCUGUGUUCUCUCCACUUCUAGCCCACGGUGGCCAAAAAUGAAUAAAAACUGCUUCAGAUACACAGUCAUCCAUAAAUUCACCAAGAAAAGCAACAAAACCUCACAUUAGGAACCUUAAACUGGCAUUUUUUUUAUCUUAAAGAAGAUGAAUGAAUGAAUGAAUGCUGGUUCAUUGUCUUGUGGGCCAAACAUUUGUCUCAAAUCUCAGUUUGAAACCUUUAAAGAAAUGCAGGAUUUGUUACAUAUUACUAAAUAUUUAUAUGUUAUUAAAUGCAGAUUUGUCAGUGCUUAAACUCACAGGACCCCCGUUAUAAUCUUUUUUUAAGUUAUUUUUUGGCCUUUAUUGUAUGGGACAGAGGAGAGAGAGACAGGAAACGUGGGUAGAAGAGUGGGGGAUGAUAUGCAGUAAACGGCCAUGGCUUGGAUUCCAACCCAUUACCGCUGCAUCGGGGACUUUAGUCCCUCAGCCAGCUGAGCUAUCCGGGUGCCCCAGCCGGUUAUAAUCUAACCCUAAUGUCUUGCAGUCACACAAAUACAUAUAAAGUGUCUUUAGAAGAAGACAAAGUGUCCAGGCUGAAGGUCAGAGGUCACAGUGUUUCUGCAGCUGCUUGGGAUGCAGCGCGAUACUCAAGGACACUUCAGCAGACCCCGAGUUCAGCCUCGUUAAUCACAACACAUCCUGCUGUCUCAGCACCGGUCGCCGUAGCAACAAGCCCUUGGUCUCAGAUAUACAACCUCAAAUAAGCAGCUAGACAAUAAUAGUUUCCGGUUAACCUCCUGCUGUGUUGUUCACCUUAAACAAACCGCUGUCGCUCCUGGCAGGCUGCAGCUGGAUGCUUCCCUUUACCUACAGUAAACAAUAUGCAGAAAUGUAACACACAGCAGUAGCAUUUUACUCAGAGACUCAAUGAAUGUACAAACUGAUGCCGCAGGAGGAGGCACAGCACAGCAGUGUCACGCAAUAUCACAGUAUUAUCAUCUGUCAUUCACACGUGGAACUAUUUGAUGUAAAGUCACAUGAUUUCAGUGAAAAACACUGUUGUAUAAACAUUCCUGUUCUUCUUUUGUUCCGUCCUCAACGUGCAGAGUAACUAGAUGUAUAUUUAAUGAGAUAAAGCGAUGCUUCACGCAGGUGGAAUGAUUUUAUGGAUUAAGCUAGAAGUGAACAGUCAGCUUCCACUGAAGAAUCUGCUUGUUUUAAGCCUUUACUGGCCUCUGAAUUCACAACAUUCAGACCUGAACUGAAAUCAUUUAAGCAGCCACUUUCUGAAAAAAGAUCACCUCUAAUCAGGUUUCAUCCGGUCCUCACUGAUUUAUUGUGGUUGUAGAAAGUCAUAAAAAUAUUUCCCCUUUAAAUUUGUUGUCGUCCCUCUGAAAAAGUAAACGAAGGAACAUUUACAAUUUGAGUCAUUUAUGCAUUUAUUUUUAUUUCAAAUAAAAGUAGGACUCAGUCAGUGGCAGAUGUCUCGGGUUGGCCUGUGUUCACAGCUGAAUGUUCAUGAAUUUAAAUGUGAAAAAGUUCCAUCCCAGUGAAAUAUUGCUUUAGGAAAUGGAAUGAAAUGAUGCAUAUUAAAGUCUAUGAAAUGUAUAAAAGGAAUGAAAAAAUAUUAAGAGGCCUGAGAAUAGAAUUGUGUGUCUGUUUGUGAAUCAAAGAUGUGAAUCUUUUGCAAUCAAUAUAUGACAAAGUAAUGUUUAGCACAAAAGUAUGGUGUAAUGGACAUUAAAGGGAUAUAUCACUUGAAUUUUUACUUAUACUGUAAACUGGUGGAAAUAUUUAUAGGUGGCAGAGUUGUUAUAAGGAGGUUUUUGAUCUAUUGUACAGUAGUUAUUCCAAUAUUACUUCAGAAAAGUGACAUAACCCUUUAAUCUGAGUGAAAACCAGGGUCUCUAGACUGUUGCAGAGCAGACGGCUGUUAAGAUAAAUCUGGUUGCAUUUUUUUUUUUUUAAAUAUAUAUUUUAUAUUUUUUUGUUUAAUGACUUUAGGGAAACACAAGCAGCUCAUUUGCUCUUCCUCACAUUCAGUGCUAAAACAGCUGAGACAUUAAAAUGGUGGGAAAAUCAGCUUAAAGUCAUCCACUGCUUUGUUUUGGUGGCAAAUCAACUCAUAGCCUUCGCUGUAUUUCCCCCGUCAUCAGUUGACCUUCCAAACUGAGGCUGGUCUGGUUUAGGUGUUUUCACAUUACAGUGCAAAAACAACAUGAUUGUUGGUCAGUGUAGAAUUUACUGCUCAGGAACUCCUCAGCUGCUGUGUUACUUUUGCUAGCAGUAGAUCCAGAAGUUCUAGAGUCUCAAACUGCUAAUAUUUGGUCUAUUUUUCUUUUGUCUGGUCUCAGUGUAAUGCAGUUUUUCUGGUAAAUAGUUCUGGAAAUUAAGAAACACAAGCUCCUUUCGUUGCUCAUUUGAAGCCCCAGUGUUCAACGUGAUUGGUCGGGACUGCGGACUGUUAAAGAUGGAUGGCAUGAUGACUCCCUCAGGUGGGAAUCCAAAACAUCUCCAAAGCAAAUGCUACCAUUUUCACCAGUGCCAUCAUUUGCAACCAGAGUUUGUGCAGUAGUGACUGUGUGAUGAUGAAGGCCAGGCAGGGAAACACUGUAAACCUCCACAGACUGUGUUCCACUGCAGGAACUCUCCCCGUUAACCACCUUCCAGCUUUUGUGUUUCCAUUGCUGUGUAGAACUGCAACAUUAACCCAAAGUGCAACAAAACAACAAACAGUAGUUACUAUAUGUAACUCCAGGCCUAUGAAGCAUGUAGAAAUAGAGCAACAGAGGCUGGUUAUGUUUGCCUACACGGUUAAUGUUACAUGUCGGAGGGAAGACUGCUGCUCAAAAAGGACAUCAGGAGGGCAGAAGAAUAAUACUCAUUGUCUACUCCCAGUUUACUAAAAUCAGCAUUGAGACCUACAUAGCGGUUUAUCAGGGCCGCUCAGACGUACAGUUGUUGGCUCAACUGGAAGCAAGGGGUGUCGCUCCCAUCUUAACUGUAUACUAUGAAGCCUAAUAUCACUGUCCACAAAAAAUCUGACUUUUGAAGCAAUCAAAGAAAAAAGGAGAAAGCUUGGAGCUGUCUGCUGCAGAAUCAGCCAAAUAAGGCUUAGAACUGUUCAUACAUGAACCUGCAGGCCUCUCUUUAGGAACUGUGUAAAAAAAAAAAAAAAAAAAAAAAAAAAAGAUGAAUAGAGCCUCCAGGACUGAAAAAUGAAGCCAAUGCAGGAGUGGCUUAAACCUGCCAGCAGGGGGCGACUUCUCUUAUUGCAAAUAGACGUCUGAUUGUGUAGAAGUCUGUGAGGAUUACCCCACUUCUCACUUGAUUUGUUAUCCAGCAAACAUCUUCCUGAUGAUUUUAUGGCCUCAAUUGCUAGUUUCAAGUCUCCUUCAAUGAAGCAGAUGUUCAUGUUGUAAAUGAUGGCCCAUUUAGGGGACAAAUAAACAGGGUAUGCUUUACCAUGGGCUACCAUGUGACAGUUAGCUAUCAUAUGAGUAUCUUCCAGUCAGAUCUAUCUAUCGCUUGUUGGGUUGGGUUUCAAAAAAGCAAAAUGCUAAAUGCCAAACUCAGGGCUUCAGAAGGGGUAGUCCACAAACCAUCCAUCUUUUAUAGACAGUCUGUGGUGGUUGUCUCUGUGACCAGUCGACUAUCGUCCUGCACACGAUCCAGACCUGUGCAGGUUUUCAUGUGUGCUGCCCCACUUUGGAGUUUUCUGUGAGUGAACUUGGUAACUAUGGAAUUCAGUCCAAUGCGUUGACAGAUGGAGUGUGGAGUAAGGAUAAAUAAAAUGCUGUAUUUCAGCUACACAGUCAUGUCAGAUGCAUGUCAUUGUUUUUGACUUUUUUUUCGAGACCCUAUAAAAGAAAAAAACUCUGAAGCUUCUGCAGCACAUUUUGAACAUUUUCCUAUUUUAAUUAAAAUAGCAACUUCCCUCUAAGACAGCUUUUAGGAUUGGCUUUUUAUGAUUUUCACAAGAAUUUCAGACAUUUUCAUUUGAUAUAUUCCAUCAUUACCACGACAUUUGUGCUCAUUUUUGAACCAAUAGCAGAUGUUCAGUCAUCUUAUCUUCCCCGCCUGAUACGAGAACAAUCACUUUCUAACUGAAUGGUGUAAACUGCACAGACCCCUGGUUUGCUCAGUGGCGUGUUUUAUGAAGAGCACAGUGACUUGUGUACAGUGUGUAACUGAAUUAUAUUAUGAAAAUGAUGGCAUGUCAUACAUGAUCAGUAUUUAUUCCUAACUAUUACCCAUUGAUAAAUCUUUAAAAUCCUGCUGAAGAGCCAACAUAAACUGAAUUAAAGCUGUGAAAAUUCCUCCUAAAAACAUGUUAUAUUAUUAAAUGAUGAUGAAUGUAGAAUUUUCAAUGUUCUGUCACUGAUCUGAAGAAAUAUAUUCUAAAGACUGAUCGAACAAAUAAAAAUAUAUCUGUGUCAUCUCCUGUUGUUGGUCUUUACUCAUAGUUUGAAAAGACGCUGCUUUGUGUGCUUCAGGAGAACAGUGAAUCUGCAUGUUACUAGUGUGUGACGCUGUAAAGGUCCGAUUGCCUUGUUCUUGUACAUACUGAGGAGCUGUAUCCUGUGUGUAACAAUGAUGCUGAUUUUUAAGUAUGAUUUUGCUAACGUGAACAAUAAAGUUUCCAUUUUGCUGUUGUUUUUAAAUCAG